Messenger RNA from Penicillium canariense, 315 nucleotides. RefSeq lists its product as uncharacterized. The coding region runs from base 1 to 315 and encodes 104 amino acids. Lineage: Eukaryota; Fungi; Ascomycota; Eurotiomycetes; Eurotiales; Aspergillaceae. Gene Ontology annotation, cellular component: mitochondrial inner membrane peptidase complex. The transcript is spliced from 2 exons. The record is from RefSeq and is a predicted model, not a curated record.
AUGGCGCCCCUCGUACCCGUCUUCUCCGCAGAAACCCUCCCCGAUCAUGUCAACACUGUGCGUCGCAACUUUCAAGAGAAACGUCGCAAAGGUCCAGCCGUGGACCUAAAAGAGUGCCCGCUGCUCGAGAUGGUGCAGUACUCCUGCAAUCCGCCGCAAGAAGAUAUUCCACAGCCAGGUGUGAUUACAUGCACGCCUAUUGUGCGGCUUUUUCGACGGUGCGCGGGAGGAUUGACGGUGGAGACCACAUCAUGGGAGCCGAUCAGGCAAGCCGCGGAAGAAAGCCAGAAGAAGGCGACAAAAACAAAGGCAUGA